GGUGUGAGUGCAGUGUCUCCACUAGAGGGCGUGCCUGUAUAGAAGUAGCGCACUGAGCGCAGUGUCUCCACUAGAAGAAAGAGCCUAGAUUCCGGAAAAUACACGGCGGUGGUUUGCUGUACAGCUCGGUUCUAUUGGUAGGGGUCGCCCUGUCGCCAUAGUGAAGCAUGAAGCUGUGUGAGGAGGAAGUAUACCGGAAGAAGGCGCACACAGGAGGGAAGGGAAGGGAAGGGCUCCUCACACUCUGGGAGGAGUCUGCGGUGUGUGACUCAGGGAUGGGACUUCCUAGCACGGGACCCGGCUAAUUCUUGGUUGUACACAGCGCUCACAGUCCACCAUGAGGAGCUGGGGAAGUGACAGCGAGGAGGAGGACCGGAGCCCUCUGCUGGCUGAGCAGGAUGCGGUCCAUGGCAAUAUCCAGAAUGCCCCCCAUGAUAAAGUGCCCGCGUGUUGCUCUGCUCGUUACAACUUGGCAGUGUUGGCAUUACUUGGAUUCUUUAUGGUAUAUGCACUACGAGUCAAUUUGAGUGUGGCGUUGGUAGGCAUGAUAAAUUCAACUUCCCAUGAGCAAGAAAACAGGAGUGCCAAUGUUUGUCCCGACCACACGGCUCACCCAAGCACGCCUCACAAUUCUACGGGCAAGACGUAUAACUGGGAUGCAGAUACCCAAGGCUGGAUACUUGGCUCUUUCUUCUAUGGUUACAUCAUUACCCAGAUCCCAGGUGGAUACAUAGCUGGAAAAUUUGGUGGCAAGCUGUUGAUGGGAUUCGGCAUACUAGGCACCGCAGUAUUUACUCUGUUAACACCCGUGGCUGCAAAUUUGGGAGCAGGUUACCUUAUAGCGGUUCGAGCCCUUGAAGGACUGGGAGAGGGUGUGACUUUCCCAGCCAUGCAUGCCAUGUGGGCCACCUGGGCACCACCUCUUGAGCGCAACAGAUUGUUAAGUCUUUCUUAUGCAGGGGCACAGCUUGGGACAGUUGUUUCUCUUCCCCUCUCAGGGUUAAUCUGUUACUAUCUGGAUUGGGUUUAUGUGUUCUAUAUUUUUGGGACACUUGGUGUUUUUUGGUUUAUAUUGUGGUACCUUUUCGUUAGCGAUAACCCACAAACGCAUCGCUCGAUCUCAGAUCCCGAGAAGGAGUAUAUCCUUUCUUCACUCAAAAAUGAACUUUCCAAUGACAAAGAUGUUCCUGUCUGUGCAAUGCUGAAAUCAUUACCCCUGUGGGCUAUUAUUGUUGCUCAUUUUUCUUAUAACUGGACCUUUUACACUUUGCUUACUUUAUUACCUACAUAUAUGAAGGAGAUCCUGCGUUUUAAUACACAGGAAAAUGGAUUCCUCUCUGCACUUCCUUACUUUGGCUGUUGGCUUUGUAUGCUCCUUACCGGUUAUUUUGCAGACUUCAUGAGGGAGAGGUUGAACUUUUCAACUGUAGCAGUGCGGAAAACUUUUAAUACAUUAGGGAUGAUUGGACCUGCAGGCUUUUUAUUAGCAGCUGGUUACACUGGAUGUAAUUACACUCUGGCAGUAGUAUUCCUUACACUAUCAACCACACUUGGGGGAAUGAGUAUUGCAGGAUACAGUAUAAAUCAUUUGGAUAUUGCACCUUCAUUUGCAGGACUGCUACUUGGGAUCACAAACACAUUUGCCACAAUUCCUGGCAUGGUUGGGCCAGUCAUUGCCAAAAUUUUAACACAUGAAAACACUGUGGAGCAGUGGCAGCUCGUCUUCUACAUUGCUGCUGCCAUUAAUCUAUUUGGAGCGUUGUUCUUUGCAGCAUUUGCCAGCGGUACAGUACAAGAUUGGGCUGUGAGGACUAAUAAAGCUCAGAGAAGCUGAAAACAAGCACUGACACUUUAUAUACACAAGAUGCCUUGAAAUGUCAUUCCAUAUAGACAUUAGUACUUUAUUUUCAAUAUUUUGUAUUAUAUUUGAAAUUCAGGAUGCAGCCUUAUGGGAUUAAAGGGAAGGUAUAGCGUAUUUUCAGUGGCGCUCAUGUUUUACCUUUUAAGUAACACUAAAAUCUGAAUCUGUUUUUCUUUUAAAAGUAUAUCCUAUUCGAGUAUGUAUUCUUAAUUCCAAAAGCUACUUGCUGUUGCUCGGUCUUUUCCUAAUGCCUUUUUUUUUUUUUUUUUGCUUCCUGCCAUGAUCUGACUUCCUGGCUAUGUUCCCACUGUAAGUAAGAGCAUAGCCACCCUCACUGUCCCAAGAUGGACUAGGGACUUUGAACUAUGGGAUUUAUAGUGUGCAUAGAGCAGUGCACAUGUCCCCAACUGAUGUGCACGGCUCCUUUUCAAACAUACGGAAGUUAAUGGGGAAAAGGAGUGGUUUAGGAGCUCAUGGAGAAAGUUACAAGGAGAUGGAAAAACCACAGUGAGAAACUAUUUCAUGAAAAAUAGAUUACAUGAAUGUUUAUGGAUUCUUUUUGAAAAAUAAGGAUAUGUUUUUGUGUCACUUUGAAGUAAUUUUUCAUUAUGACAUUUUUUUUAGCUUUUGUAUAUUUGUUACAAAAGUAACAAAAAAUGUAUUUUCAAUGAGUGAGUUGGCUUGUGCAUUUGCUUUAUGAAUAGCAGCAGUAAAGCAAAACCAUUUUAUAGCACUUCAAAGCAGGACCUCUGUGUGUCACUAGAAAAUAUGGCUGUUUCAUG
This is a messenger RNA of Rana temporaria (common frog), 2643 nucleotides long. It is a transcript of the gene SLC17A5, whose product is annotated as solute carrier family 17 member 5. Gene Ontology annotation, molecular function: transmembrane transporter activity. The coding region runs from base 338 to 1834 and encodes 498 amino acids. NCBI's taxonomy places the organism in Eukaryota, Metazoa, Chordata, Amphibia, Anura, Ranidae. The record is from RefSeq and is a predicted model, not a curated record. Gene Ontology annotation, biological process: monoatomic anion transport; transmembrane transport. The transcript is spliced from 11 exons.